UUUCAGUUAUUCUGUAAUUCUGUCCAUUGGUUCCAUUGCCUCUAGAGCUUUGUCCUUUCUGUGUUUUUCUUGCGCUUCAGAAGCAGCAACCGUUCCAUAUUUACAUGCUUCUGUAUAUCUAUUUGCUUCCCCGUACUGUUUCGUUAGCAAUGAUUACUGAGCUUCUUUCCCUACAUUUGUUACAGGGAUGGCACCGAAGCAGACGAAUGGAAGUGGCCAUUCUAAUUAUGAAAGAUCAAGAGAAGCAAAAAGAAAUCCAGGGAGAACUUGAAAUCCUUCGAAUGGUGUCAGGCCACAAAAAUAUUGUGGACUUCUAUGGGGCCUACUACCAUCAGGCCUCACGCACAACAUCGAUACCCAAAGGACUAUGGGUAAGGAAGAGUUUAUUCGGACAGGUUACACAUUUAUGUAGCAAACAUUUGAUCAAAGAGAAGAAAAAUAUUGAUAUACUUACUUUUGCUUUCUUGAUUUCUCAGGGCCUUUGCCACCUGCAAAAAAAGAACAUCAUCCAUCAUGACAUUAGGCCCGGAAACAUCUUAAUCACCUCAUUCGGAGAGGUGAAGAUCGGCGAAUUUGGCUUUGCCACCUUUGGAGAAAGGAGCAGCAGUACUUCAGGGAGUAUAACAUACUCGGCUCCAGAAGUACUGGCUAAUUUUGGCAACGCAAAGCUCGAGUACGACCAUAAGGCUGACAUCUGGUCACUCGGCAUUGCAGCCAUUGAAAUGGCGGAAGGACAUGUCCCAUUCAGCAAACUUCCGCAAGAAAAGCUGAUCAAGAAGAUAACAUGCGGGGCAGUCCCAUCAUUACCAUCGUGGGGCAAAUGUUUGCCACCCUUUCUUUUUUCCAGGAGCGACGAGUUCCAUUACUUCAUUUCCGAGUGCCUGCAGAGAGACCCAUCAAGAAGACCUUCUGCAAGGCAACUUCUCUCACACCCUUUCAUUGGAGAGAUCUGGGGUGAAAGGGGGGUGCAGAGAAAUAUUGCACAACACCUGCAUAGAGGUAAGGGGACCUGCUCAUUCUCAUAUAUUCACAUGAUGCUCAGACUAUAACCAUUUACUGCUCCCAUUCAUACAAUAUUCUCUUGCUUUCCUACAUACAAAAUCCUUUGAUAACUAAAGCCGCCAAUAAUAAAGGCUUGGAUUGUAUUAGGGCAGGGGUCAAAAAACUGGGCUAAAUAUACGGGAAAGAUAAACAA
Xenopus tropicalis (tropical clawed frog) is the source of this 1195-nucleotide messenger RNA. Its product is annotated as serine/threonine-protein kinase dst1-like. The coding region runs from base 105 to 1049 and encodes 314 amino acids. Lineage: Eukaryota; Metazoa; Chordata; Amphibia; Anura; Pipidae. The transcript is spliced from 7 exons. The record is from RefSeq and is a predicted model, not a curated record. Gene Ontology annotation, molecular function: ATP binding; kinase activity; transferase activity.